CCUCUACGCCGGAAAAAGCUACCUUUUUCUCCCCUGCUUCCUUAUAUAUACGAACGAGUUGAGCAAAAUAAGUGUUCGAUUGUCCAGCCGAAUAACUGAAACAUGGAUUCGGCGGUGGAACCGCUGGUUCGAGGCCAAAAAUCGGCGAGAGAGCUGAAGAAGAAGAUCCAAAACCAAGGGUUAUCAGUUGAAGCAGAGGAUCUAGCCGAAUCAGUCAUCAAUUCUUUCUCUAGUGCCAUUUCCCAUCUGACCAACAGCGCUCACCCCCUCCACCAUCGAUCCUCCGACUUCUCUUCAAAUUCCACUGCCUCCUCCUCCCACAUUCCACGCAGACCAUCGAAGAGGAACAGACAAGCGGACGAGGUGUGCUCCAGACAGGAUUCCCCGUUUCCGAACUACCCAGAUGGGUUUGUAUGGAGGAAGUACGGCCAAAAGUGCAUCAAAUCUUCUCCACUCCACCAGAGGAGCUACUAUAAAUGCGCGUACAUGGAAGAAUGCAAUGCCAAGAAGCAUGUGCAGAAAAUACAAGACAAUCCUCCGGUGUACCAAACCACUUACUUGGGCCGACACACAUGUCAACAUGAUCAAACUCCGGUUUUCCAGAUCUUGUCGGAUUCUGCUCAUGACGAAGUCGACGGUUCUCGGAUGAUCCAUUUCGGAAAACUCGACCAAGAAACCAACCCGGUUUUCACAUCAACCGGACCGGUUAACAAUCAUAGAGAGGUGUCCAAAGACGACCAGAUGAGCCAGGAUGAUUGCAUUGAUCAAUUCUUUGCAGACGACGUCGAAUUGUGGCCGUUGGAUUCGCCUGCGUCAUCGGCCGGCGAUAUCAUGAUUGGAUCGUCGCAGUUGGACUUGUCCGAUUACGACCCGUUUCGGUUUAUGAUCUGAAGAGCAUGACUCCAUGCUCAUUAAUUAUAUGAUGUUUUAUAUAUUUAAAUUGUUUUUAGUUUGAGUUUUGUUGUUGGUUACUACUUUUGUAAGCUGAAGUUUCUAUCUUUGGACCGGUUUUGUUUCAAUAA
Tarenaya hassleriana is the source of this 1022-nucleotide messenger RNA. RefSeq names its product probable WRKY transcription factor 64. Gene Ontology annotation, biological process: regulation of DNA-templated transcription. The record is from RefSeq and is a predicted model, not a curated record. Gene Ontology annotation, molecular function: sequence-specific DNA binding; DNA-binding transcription factor activity. Lineage: Eukaryota; Viridiplantae; Streptophyta; Magnoliopsida; Brassicales; Cleomaceae. Bases 103 to 891 code for a protein of 262 amino acids. The transcript has 3 exons.